Pezoporus occidentalis (night parrot) is the source of this 3015-nucleotide messenger RNA. RefSeq names its product transmembrane protein 238-like. NCBI's taxonomy places the organism in Eukaryota, Metazoa, Chordata, Aves, Psittaciformes, Psittacidae. The record is from RefSeq and is a predicted model, not a curated record. Bases 247 to 933 code for a protein of 228 amino acids. The transcript is spliced from 3 exons.
GGACAAGGCGGGCAGCGCCUGCUCGGUGCCGGCAGCCGGGGCUCUCCGCGGGGCCGGUGCUGAGGGCGGUGGCGUUCCCGCCUUUCCCCUCAGCGGCCGCCGGAGCGUGUCGAGAGCCCCACCGCCAGAGGGCGUGGCCCCGUGCGCAGGUGCAGGAGGGGGCGUGGCCUCAGGACGUCCCCUUAGGUGCGGCCCCGCCCUCCCCUCAGGUGCGGGAGGCCCGAGGCGGCGGCGCCGCUCCCCGCCAUGGCGGCCCCCGGCGGGCUCGGCCGCUGCGUGGCCGCCUUCUGGCUGGCGUUGGCCUUCGACGCGCUGGGCCUGGCGGUGCUGCUGGCAGGCGUGUUCGCCGACGUGUUCUUCUCCGACCUGCUGAUCUACGCGGGCGGCAUCGGCAUCUUCCUCAGCCUCAUCUGGUGGGUGUUCUGGUACGCGGGCAACCUGGAGGUGCCUCUGGAGGAGCUGCGCGACGACGUGGGGCUGGCGCCGCCCAAGGUCCGCAGUGACAGCCUGCUGCGGCGGCUGGUUCACGGCUUCAGCCUCCGACUCUCCAACACCUUCGCUUCAGCGCCGCGCUCCCGCGCUGCCUCCGCCGCUGGCCUGGAGCUGCAGCGCGCCGGGGACCCGCGAGACCGCCCUGCCGACUCCGGCAGCGGUUGCACCUCCAAAGGUAAUGCAGGGUUUCCUUUUGAAGAUUUGUUGAAGAUGCGACUAUUGAAGUUACUGCCUCUAAAAGUGGAGGAAAUGCUGCAAAUUAUGGAAAGAGAUUUCCCUGCUCAAUGCAGUAGGAUUCUCUCAUCAUGGAAUAAUCUCUGCAAACAUUGUGGACUCUCUAUAAAAUGGACAAAUAGAGCCAUAUCUCUGCCAAAUGCAUGUAUUUCAGCAUUGGACUGGAUAUGUUUUGAAAUGAUGGAAAAGCCCCACAAGCCCCCCUAAAUUAGAUCUCUUAAGAAGUGAGAACUAAAGAAACAAACCUGAUUCAUGGAAAAAUCACUGCAGCAUGUAAUAGAGAUUUUAUUAUUAUUUUUAAUAACCUGAGAAUGUUUGGAUAAAAAGCUCUUGCACAAUGAAAAGCUCUUGCACUGUUUUACCAAGGUCUGGAAGUAAAACUACUGUGAAUUUUUAUGAUGCCAGUGCAAUACUUUUGUUUGUAAGGGUGCUUCUGAAAUAUCUAUGUUAAACUACUGAUGCAAAGUUGCAAAUAUAGUAAAAGUUGUUUAUAGUGUAAAUAACAAUUUAGAGUGACUCUUGUAAAUUUUCAUAAUUAUUUUGGAAUAACUUGGAGUUUGAGAUUUUUAUAAGUGGGCAAGUAAAAGUAACUAUGUUGGCACACCAGUACAUUCUUCAUAGUUACAAGUGAUGUAAUAUGGCUAAGAAAAGGUAGUUUUAGUGCAAUAAUAUUGGGAAUUAUUUUCCUAAGUCUAAUCACUUGUGAAAGAGGAUACCACCAAAAAAAUCCCCUGUUGAUUAACAGAUACUCUGAUGCUUUAUAAAAUACUAAUGAAUUUACACUUAGAUUUAAGUGAAAAAUAGCACUUGGGGAAAGAUUUAUAUUAAAGGUAAUGAUACCUGAAAUUCUUGUGUGGAGAAAUUCUUCAUGAGUUCCUCUGGUUUUGAACUUACAUGAGGAGUUUGAGUCCACCAUUGGCAAAUACGGGUAGGUCUUAAAAUUUUAAUGUAUGAUUGGUUUUAUGCCACGCCUUGUCAAAUACUAGAGGUGGCUUUAAGGAAAAUGGUUACUAAGAAUACUGUGCUUGUACUUACUUCCUUGUGAACUCUUGCAAUGGCUUUCAAUGUUCUCAUAAAUUAUUGGAGUAACUGCUUACUUUUCUAUGCAUAUGCUGAUUUUUAAAUGUUCCAAAUGCUCAGUUUUUCAGCAAGGUUAGAUGAACACUAAACUUGUAGAUCUAUAAUGUGAUUUCUUUUUUACUGACUGCAGUUUUUAGGAGGUGUGUGCAAUUGUUUCCUCCUUUUAGAGGAGCUGCAAUGUGACACCACUGUGUUGUUACAAUGGUCUGAAAAAAGAAGCCAAACCAGCUCCUUCCUUAAAGCCUAUAGAUCCCUGUUUCCGUGUCAUUUGCAAGAUUGUUGUUUUUCUGUUUUGAACAGAAAGAACUGCUUUUUCUGAUUCCUUAUAGUUUCACUUGUAAACUCAAUCAUGAGAUGUAAUGGUUAAGUGGGAUGAUUAGUAGCAGCUAUAAAUUAAACAGAACAUUUGCGUGCAUCCAUUCAUGUACUCAGUCUGGUGAAAUUUUUAAUCAUAAUGGCAAGUGAAUUGGGCAGGGCUUUGAGUUCACUGUAGAUUACAAUGUAAUUAAUCUUUAAUCCAAUAUCAAGACGUUAUGAUUGUUGCAUAAGAUAGUAGUUAGAAUGGCUUUGGCUGUUGCAAUUUCACUCAAAAAAAUACAUGGGAUUCAAAUAUUUAAAACUGGAGCAUUGUGUGUGUGUUAAAAAUUUAGUAUAGAAGUUGGCACCUCAGUUCAGGAAGGUGCUAAUCAUAGAGAAGUGCUGAAAUGUUACUAGUAUGGUGUGUGUAAACAAGGAGAUAAAAAAUACUUGCUGUGGGACAGUGUAACUUGUGAAUUCUGAUCCUCUUUUCUUGAAAAUGUGAAUGGUUACUGUUUCAUGCCGUCUGCCUUCUAAAUAAGGAAAGCUAAUACUAAAUAGAAACUGGCAGCUGAAUUAUUAGCAGUUAAACAUUAACAAAUAUUUUAAACUAUUUUAGUGUCCUGUUAUCCUUAUCAGUUGUAGCUCAAUGCAGCACAAAGUCCAUUAAAAGAACUUCUAUAUUGUUGAUUGAAAAGCAGCUCUUCUAGGUGUUUAGGACCGUUUGCUGUUGUGUGAACACAGAGCUUUGCAUGUAAAGCUAGAACUCCUUUAGACUUAAAGGACAGUCCUAUGCAUUCUGUUGAAAAACAUCACCAAAAUCGCAAAGAGCCAGACUGUGGUUACAGGAGUGCUUUUUGUACCUGGUUAAGCCUUAAAACUAGCUCAAAACAGCAUCCUGUACUCCAUUAA